This is a messenger RNA of Salvelinus namaycush (lake trout), 1299 nucleotides long. Its product is annotated as 5-hydroxytryptamine receptor 2A-like. Lineage: Eukaryota; Metazoa; Chordata; Actinopteri; Salmoniformes; Salmonidae. The coding region runs from base 85 to 1299 and encodes 404 amino acids. Gene Ontology annotation, molecular function: G protein-coupled serotonin receptor activity; neurotransmitter receptor activity. Gene Ontology annotation, biological process: G protein-coupled receptor signaling pathway, coupled to cyclic nucleotide second messenger; chemical synaptic transmission. The transcript has 4 exons. Gene Ontology annotation, cellular component: dendrite; membrane. The record is from RefSeq and is a predicted model, not a curated record.
CAUCCAGACUAUGCGUGGCCCCUGCCCAGUGCUCUGUGUCCUAUCUGGAUCUACCUGGACGUCCUCUUCUCCACAGCGUCUAUUAUGCAUCUGUGUGCUAUAUCUCUGGAUCGAUAUGUGGCUAUAAGGAAUCCCAUUGAACACAGCCGCUUCAACUCUAGAACCAAGGCCAUGAUGAAGAUAGCAGCUGUAUGGACCAUAUCAAUAGGUGUGUCCAUGCCUAUCCCGGUGAUCGGCCUUCACAACAAAGACAAGGUGUUUGUCGACGGCAGCUGUGUUCUAAACGAGGAGCGCUUCAUGCUGGUUGGCUCCUUCGUGGCUUUCUUCAUCCCAUUGGUCAUCAUGGUUGUGUCCUACUGCCUCACCAUACAGGUCCUCCAGCGCCAGGAGACCGUCUUCCUCUACGAGAGGAAAACUUCCUCCCAGCAGCCACUGCAGCCUCAGGCCACUCCCUCAAACCACCAGUCCCCGCCUCCAAAUUUCCUAGUCCUGCCCAUAAACAUUGAGGCUCCUCCUCCUAGCAGACACGGAAGUCUGAGCUGCCUGAAAGGGGCGGAGCCUGACCGGCAGACCGGCCUCUUAAGCAGUUCUCCCUCGGAGAGCAUCAGUAUGAUUCCGAGUUCGGGGGUGGCGUCCCAGCUGAGCUCUCCGGCAGGGCGUGAUGCACGGGACAGUCACGGGAGGCGGGGGAUGAUGCAGGCGAUCAAGAAUGAGAGGCGGGCCUCCAAGGUGCUGGGGAUCGUGUUCUUCCUGUUUCUGAUCAUGUGGUGCCCCUUCUUCAUCACCAAUGUCACCUACGUCCUCUGUCAGGGUUCCUGCAACGAGCCUGUAUUGGCUGAGCUCCUCAACGUCUUUGUGUGGGUGGGAUACAUCUCCUCUGGGGUCAACCCAUUGGUCUAUACGUUGUUUAACAAGACAUACAGAAGGGCCUUUUCCAGCUAUAUACGUUGUCAGUAUAACACAGGGCCGAUGGCAGGGGUUAGUAGUAAAUCGCUAGCUGUUCCCACCAUUCAGUGUCCGUCUCAUGCGGUCACGCCCAUAUUUGGACAUCAUGGAGGGAAUGGGAAGAAGGGAAGUGUGGACCGGAAUAGCAACUGUCGGAAUGGUGGUGGAGGGAGCGGGGCCGACGGUAACGGGAUGAUCAGAGGGGUGGAGCCUGACGAUCCUACAGAUGACGGGAUGAGGAUGGAUAUGGAAUGCCCCGGGAUGAUGUCGGAAUUGGAACCCAGAAUGUCGGAGCUGAAGCUAUCUGUCGACAGCUUCUGCCACGCCCACUUGGAACGCACCAGCAGCGUCUGA